UCCUACAUCUCGAGUUUCACAUCUCAUUCCCGAGUGACUUGCGUUUCUUGUCGGUCACUGAUGUUCUGAAGCGUUGCUUGUUUAUCGAGACACUGUCAAAACUUGUGAAACAUGACCCCUCUUAACGACGUUUUUGUUGGCGGCAUCAGUAGCACUCUUGUCGGGUUGGUGAUGUACGUGGUGGGGAUAGCGACACCCGCCUGGGUCAUUGAUAGUAGAUUGGGUCUACGACAAGAGUGGGGACUGUGGCAGAUAUGCACAACAAACAUCGCGGACAGAACCUGCGAAGGUUACGGAGAUAUCAGUGAUCUUACCGCUGCCUUCCAUUUCACCCGUGCCUUUGCUGUGAUCGGACCCCUUCUGCUUGUCGCUGGUGUUAACGUUGCUCUGGUCUUCUACGCCGAACACAAGAACUCCAACAAAGUCCAGAGGAAAUAUGGUGCCCUGAUCAUUGCAGGAGGGGCAUGUGGGGUAAUUGCUACCGCCAUCUUUGGGGUGGAAUUGCGGAAUGCCAUCGGGGUGGAACUGUCGAUUUCUUUCGGCUACUCCUUCCACUUGACCUUGGUGCAGGGGUUGUUAACGGUAGGGGGAGGAGCCGUCAUCAUCGCUGACGGUCGCAGGGAUGCAGAGGAUCAGCAACCCGUGCAACGGAAGGCAGUUCUGGGACGGAGCGCCUGCCGCCGUGCGAGCGCCUGA
Messenger RNA from Branchiostoma floridae (Florida lancelet), 696 nucleotides. RefSeq lists its product as uncharacterized. The coding region runs from base 112 to 696 and encodes 194 amino acids. The transcript is spliced from 4 exons. Lineage: Eukaryota; Metazoa; Chordata; Leptocardii; Amphioxiformes; Branchiostomatidae. Gene Ontology annotation, cellular component: plasma membrane. The record is from RefSeq and is a predicted model, not a curated record.